AUGCCCGUUGACUCGAUCACCCUGAGAGCUCGACCUGCGGAGGUUGGUCUCUCGGAGGAUGAUGAUUCUGAGGCCGAGUUCUUCCCGACCACCUUUUACCCCGAUGGGAUUUUCGAAGAGCUUCCUCAACUCCAUCCCGAUUUAUUGCGUCCUGCCUUCUUGGCCGGUCAGGACUGGGAAGGCGUAGAGGAGACGAAGUCGACUCUUGGAAGCGUGAAGAGGGUUCUUCGGGCUGCGGGUGCCGUAGGCGUGACCUUCCUUGUGCCUACGGAAGCGCAGAGACCCUGGUCUCCUCUGAUGGGGUACCAGACGGUGUAUGAAUCCUAUUUUCAGGAAGACACUCGUUGCUGGUUCCCCAUCCCGCGACUGAUCACAGCAUACGCCAGACGUCGAGAUCUCGCGAUCAGUCAGCUGCUGAAUGGCUCGCUGCGUCUAGCGGUCACUUUGUCGGUUUUGGCAGAGCAGAUCGACAUGCCGAUGAGCGUUAGGUCGUUCGAGGAGAUGACCUCGAUAACCGACAUGAAAGAUGGCACUUACUCGGUGAAGAUGCGACCGAACUGCAAUGUGUGUGCCGGUCAUCCGAAUAAGACGCAGAAUUGGCAGCGCUCCUACUUCUUCCUUAAGUCCGACAGCUCGGCCUUCGAGGAGCCUCCCCAAGAUGAUUAUCGAGUUCUUUGGAACCGUUCUUGGGCUUAUCCCGAAGAUUUCUUGAGGAGUGUUCGCGCCGUCGCUCUGCUUCGAGUCUAUCGUUGGUCUGAGAUCUCCGUCGAAAGGAUCCGUGAGCUUAAGGAUCGAAUCACUCGAAGAGAGUGGAGAUCCGACCUUCCGACCGCUCUUCCCAUUCGUGCUAAGCGACUGGACAUCUUCCCGAGAGACAUCCAAAAACAAUUUACCGAGGCGAAGAAGAUGGGCACUCUUCCUGAUUUGAGCGCAAUAAUAGCGGCCCAGCUGGGGCUGACUAGCGGGGAAGGACCCUCAACGGCGGUUCCUCGUUCUGACGAGGUUUUCCCUUCCGAUGCCAGAAGUGUGGGGAAGGGAAAGAAAAGAAAAAGAGGCGAUGGUUCGGGAGUCGGGAGGAGUACUGAGGAGACGAGUGAUGUCCCUCCUUCCAGUGAGCCCCGGAAGAAGAGCAAGAAGAAAAGGACAAAAAAGAAGUCUACCGGCGAGCAGUUGGAAGAUGCUGACGAGCAGAUCGAGCAAGAGGAAGAGGGUGCUCGAGGAGAAGAAAUUCAGCCCGAAGAGGGGGGUUCUGAGGUUGAAGCCUCGGAGGGACGGAAUGACGAGGAGGGAGUAAGUGAAGGAGGGGAACGCGAGACUUCUCUUAAUGCCGCCUGCUCGGAUGAUUCUGAGGAAGGUAGCGAAGGGUCGCCACUCCUGAUAAGGAGGGGAAAUGACGAAGACGAAGAUGAGAGGCGGUCUCCUGUUCUGACGUUUCCUCGCGAGAGAACUCCAGUUCCCGUCGGAGGAGGGGCCGCCCAGAUCGGUACUUCUUCCCGUGGCUCGGCUAUCCUAAGGAGGGCUCCCGGAUUCAGCUUUCCCGAUAAGGUCGACUUCCAUUACGAGGGACCGGCUCCCUUAGUGUACGUUCCAGAGAAAUGUGGGGAGUUUCUCAGUCAACUAAGAGGGAGGGCGAAACCUCUUCCUGCUGUGAAGGACCUUAUCUUCGGGGGUGAAUACGAAGAAGCUGCAAGGGCCAAACUGCUGGGUGAUAGCACGAUGAAUGUCGUGAUUGAUAAAUACGACACGGCGCUUAAAGGAGCCUUGGAGGAGCUCGAGCUGGCCAAGAAAGAGUUUGCUGAGAAGGAAGAGGUUUCUGCUCGUCAACUGAACGAGUCAAGGGCCAAUCUGCAGAAGCUCGACGGGGUGAUGGCUCGCACCGUUGCUCGACGCGAUGAGUUUAAAGCCGCGCUGGAGUCGUCUCGAAGAACCAUCCGCGAGCUUGAACAGAAGAAUACUGACCUCGAGAGCGAGAGGGCUUCGCUCGCUGUCACGCACGAGCGAGAGAUGAAACGUCUGAGAGACUCCAGAAUCUUGGAGGUGACGAGAGAAAGGGGGAGAGUUGAGGCAGAAAUGACCGCCAAGGCUAGUCGUUGCUUCGCCAGGAUUCGUUCUCGAGAGGAGCGUCGGGGUCCUUACGACGAGGCUCGGUUACUUUACAGCCAAGCCUUUGGGACUAGGAAGUGCCUCGAGGCCUUGAAAGGAGCCGGGAACGACAUACCGCAAGCCUCUAUUGAUAUGUUCGUCGAGUACGAGAGGAAGUACGAACAAGAGGCUGAGCAGCUGAAGGUUGGCGAGAUCCCUGAAAGCGAUUUUAGACUCUCUCCUCUUGUGUUGGAGUCUCAGUUUAUGGAUGCUCGGAUUCUGGCGGGUCUCGAUCCGUAUGGUUCCAACGCUGGCUUAAUUGACCCGGAGACCGCGGCGAAUCUGCAUGUCUCGUGUACUCGUCCGGUCGGAGAAAGGCGCGAGGAACCGAUGCUUCCUAUCGAAAACCCUUUGACUGUUCUUGAGGAAGGGGUGCCUGGUCGAGGAGUCCGAGUCGAUGGAAAUAACGUUCCUGUCCUCGUGCUUUCGGACACUUCAGUCGAGGGUCGCGAUUCGCUGCCUCCAGAAGGGUCUCAUCGGGAUGGCGAGGAAAACACUGGCGAGGUGUCGGAGGAUGCUGCGGUGCGAGUCUCUCCGAUUGCCCGCGAAUCGAGCGUCAGGGCUUCGGAGCUUUCCGCCCUUAAUGAUCGCGAGAGUGAUCGGGAAGCUUAG
Brassica napus (rape) is the source of this 2754-nucleotide messenger RNA. Its product is annotated as meiosis-specific protein ASY2-like. NCBI's taxonomy places the organism in Eukaryota, Viridiplantae, Streptophyta, Magnoliopsida, Brassicales, Brassicaceae. Bases 1 to 2754 code for a protein of 917 amino acids. The record is from RefSeq and is a predicted model, not a curated record. The transcript is spliced from 4 exons.